Molecule: messenger RNA, 549 nt
Organism: Opisthorchis viverrini
Lineage: Eukaryota; Metazoa; Platyhelminthes; Trematoda; Opisthorchiida; Opisthorchiidae
Exons: 3
Coding region: 1-549 (182 amino acids)
Source: RefSeq, a predicted model, not a curated record
AUGAAUAUACAUUCCGGGAAUCAAUACUUCGCUCCAGCCAUCAGGCUGCGUUGGGUGGAUCAGUUAUCCAAUCACCCAUCGACAAGAUCUCCCCAAAUGGGAGGAAAACGUUUGCAAACCGACUGCCAAACUCAACAAACAGGUCAGCCGCCACUUGAUCAACAACAAAAACUGGAAGUUGAACUAGGAUUCGUCACUCUCUUAGUCGCUAGGCGAUUUGUGCACCCCCUACCAGCUGCAGGAAGUUAUGGAAAUGGUUCUGGACUAGAGUAUGGUCGGCAUCUACACAUAUUAUCCAGAAGCAAUGAAAGUCAUUUGUCCACCACCUCGGCAACUGAUGGUGGCGUUAUCAAUUUGAAUCAAAUUAUUGAAGGGAAUCACGUCGUCGGACAACUACGGGCCCGUGGUGAUUCGUCCGUGGUACCUGCAAUGGAGGAAGAGAGAAAGGGAGGGGCACGUGUAAGGUCAUAUGAGGAACGGGCAAGCAGAUACAUUCGAGUCUCAAAUGCGUUACAAAAGUUAAAACUGAAAAGCACGCCAGUAAAAUGA